Molecule: messenger RNA, 2703 nt
Organism: Eimeria mitis
Lineage: Eukaryota; Apicomplexa; Conoidasida; Eucoccidiorida; Eimeriidae
Exons: 7
Coding region: 1-2703 (900 amino acids)
Source: RefSeq, a predicted model, not a curated record
AUGGAGCCUCUCGAGAUUCGAGAGGAUGGAGUUCAAAGUAGCAGCGGACACCCGAAGGAGGCGAACGAAACCUCAGCUGAGCUUCACGGGCGGCUGUUUUGCUGCUGCAGUGCCUCCGCUGGUGCGGGGGAGUCUGGCGAGCAGCACGUGGCGCACAGUUACAUUUGCGGCCACAUCCUGCAGGAGGCUGCUUGGCGUAUUCAAAAUGCGACGAAGCUUUCAUUUGACCCCUUUGUUGAAGAAGGAGAACCGAAGCCACCUUACUUGCUGUCCCUCUCUGCUGGCAGCUCAGCAGACAGCAGCAAAGGCGCAUCCUUCUCCGUCAGGGAUUCUGGAGCAGCUAAGGAGGCGUUGCUUCAGAACUCCAAAGUGGCUCUUCUACUCGACUACUAUGAGCGCUUGCUGGCUGCCGAUGUGCUGCAGCUAGUGGCGCGUGGAGGCCGCGGCUGUUCCCCUUGGGCUGCAGCUUCGUCUGAUGAUCUGCUGGGAUCGCGCAUUCCCCAUUGUCAUUUGUUCCGUGAAGAAGAUCUUGUGGCACAGAAACUGCUAAGUGCGUAUGAGGUGUACGCCUACCUCGCUCGCUGCUCCAGCGGCGAGCAGCUGACAACAAAACUCCGCAGCUGUCUGCAGUACGCCAAGGAAAUGCGGGAGAGCUGCGGCCUCCCCCGGACACUAAACCCUUUGAUGCAGGCCGCUGCUGCUGCCGUUGCGGUGUACAGACGGGACAAUCCGCCACCGAUGCAGCAGGCUCUGCUGCAACAGAAGUUGCAGCAAAUGCAGCAGCUUCCCCACCAGGUACAGGAGCUGGCCGGGUGGCUGUGCAGGUUGAAGGCAGAGCAUCCACAGCGGUGGAAGCAGUGGCUUGGUCACCUGCAGCAAAGACGGCUGCUGCGGCUGCAGCGCGAUCAGCAGCGUCAGCAGUUUGCUGCUGCUGGCGAGUCCAUCGAGAAGCUAUGGCAACAGCUGCAGCACUACAGGGAUAUGCAGCAGUUUGACGGCACUGGCCUCCAGAUGGAGCUGCUGCUCCUCUCAAGAGAAGAGGAAGCGGACCGGCAACAGCUCGGAGAGGAAAUAGCAGCAGAAGUGGAGGAGUUGCUGACGUAUGCCGUCGAUACAGCGCUACCGCAGCAGCUUCCCCCCUUUGAUCUUUCGGAUGUAUUGUCAGCCAUUCUAUCAAAACUCUACUCCACCUCUGUGCCUCUCCCAGGGACUCCUCUCCGUCUGCUGCUUCUUUCCUCUAAGGAACUGCCUGAGACGGCAGACGGCGCACGAGCCCCUGCAUCCGCAUCAGCAGGAGAAACGGCCGCUGCGGGAAAAGCAGCAGCAGCAGCAGCAGGGGCAUCGCUACCUCUGCAGGAGCAGCUGCGUCGCUGUCUCUGUCGCACUCUGUCUGCAGUUGUGAGCUGCCGAGUGAACGAACGGUCAGCGGGGGGUCAGCAGCAUUUGGCGCUGCACUUUCCUUUUUUUUCUACAGCUGCUGCUUUUCCUAUUGCCCCUCCUGUACCUCCAGAGACCCUCCCGCUGCAGUACCGGCAGCAGCUGCAGCAGCAGCAGCAGCAAACCCACCAAGUCCUUGCAUCCUUCCAUGCCACCCUGGACGAACCACUGGACUCCGUUUCGCUUCAUGUUGGCGUCAGUCAUCCUGGUCUUCCUAGGCCUAUUGAGGCUCUUGUGGCUGUUCCCCUGCCCCCUCAGCUGUCUGCCAUGAGAGAAGAAUACGUCCGCAGCAACUCCGUCGCAGGCGAGCCCUCCACUGCGUACCACCCGUCUCCAGUAUCUUUCUGUGUAGACAUCCCCUUCAGCUCUGUUCGCAGCAGCAAACUGCAGCAGCAGCAGCAGGAGCAGCAACAGACAGCAGAAACAGGGGCAGAAGUCGGCAAGGAAUUCUCCCAGCAAAGUCGUUCUGUGAACUCUAUGCACGAUCCACAGCCACAGGGGUCCUGCGUUGUGCCGCUGCCUUCGUUUCUGUCUCUGGAGACGGCUGCAGCUAGAGAUAGGCGGCUACAGCAGCAGCUGCAGCAGCAGCCGUUGCUCUCUACUCCUGCCUGGGGGGAGCCGGUAACAGCAGAUAUUACUGCACUAGAUAUUGAAAGGGCAGCAGACGCCGCUGCUCAGCGGGCUGAAGCUCAGCGCAAUCGUUCUAUGCUUGCUGCUGCUGUUGUUUCUGCCCGCGCUGCUUCUGCUGUCGGCGUCGCAGAGGCAGUUGCUGCUGCAGCUGAGGCCCGUGCAGCAGCAUCAUCUGAUGCUCCUACAACUCGUAAGAUGCCCUUUUCUUCUGCAGCUACGCGGCUGCGCUCUGCCCUAUCCCGGUUUCCUCAUGCGGGCAAUAGGGAGCAGGAACCACCACAAUCAGCAGCGACAGCAGCAGCAGCAGCAGCAGCAGCAGCAGCAGCAGACGUCUCUCCUACAAGCUAUGAAGGUGACAGCCCUACUGCCGCAGCAGCAGGUGCUGCUGCUCCUGGAGAGGCGGUGGAGGAGGCAGCGCCGGCAGCACGCGCGGCUUAUCGCUCGGAGGCGCAGCACUCUGCCUCUCGGCCUGAAGAAGAGUCAAGAGGACCGCAAAGGGCGCCUUCGUCUCUGGCGUGUUCAUUUCCUAUAGAGUCAUCGGGUCUAAAGGAAAUUGCAACAGCGACAGAGAGAGAUGAAAAUGAAGCAAGCGCGGUUGAGAUGUCCUCCUUAGCUUCAGUUCUCCCCUUUGAGUAA